GUUUUGCAUAAAAGAUAAAAAAUGGAAACAACAAAAUCUUCUAAUUACCGGAAUGACCUGAUGAAAGGGAGGAUUCGCGCAGAAAAGAAGUCGUCAUCGAAUAUUGUUCGGAUAUUUGUCAGUUCAACAUUUUCAGACCUGACGGAUGAGAGGAAUGUACUUUACACUCAUGCCUACCCAGAAUUGAGGAACUUCUGUCAAAGUCUUGGACUUGAGUUUCACGCAAUUGACAUGAGAUGGGGAGUCAGAGAUACUGCAUCUGUUGAUCACUCAACGACUGCUCUCUGUUUACUUGAAGUUCAAAACUGCAAACGGAUUUCUUUGGGUCCUUAUUUUGUGGUAUUCUUUGGAAACCGAUACGGAUAUCAACCUCUUCCUAAUUCAAUACCGGAUACAGUGUUUACGCAGCUUCAUCAUGUUGCCAUUGAACUGGGAAUGGACAAAGGUGGUUUAUUAGACAAAUGGUAUAAACUUGAUACCAAUAGUAUUCCCCAUGCAAGAAUACUUGAACCAAUCACAAAAAUUUACUCGCAUUUUGAUGACAUCACAAAGGAAUUUGAAAAGGAAAGAGAGGCUGAUAGACAAGGAUGGAAUACGACCUUCAAAGAACUGUCAACAGUCAUCAAAGACACGGCCAAUAUCGCUGCAGACCGAGGGCUAGUCCCUCGGGACGUUAAAGCGGGAUUUUCCAAAUCAAUCACGCAGAUGGAAAUAGAAGAAGGACUACAGAAUCGUGAAGGGGGAUUUCUAGCAUACAACCGUGAAAUAUCAGAUUUGCUAAAACACACUGGUGAAUCAAAAGCAGGGAUCUAUGUAGAUAUGAUAGACGGAGAAGACACAAUAGACAAAGAAAGACAAAAACUGUUAAAAAAUCUGAAGAAAAAUGUAAAACAACGCACUGAAGGUAAAAAGAUGUUCAAAAAAUAUGAUGUAACAUUUAAGCAAUUGGAAGCAGUUUAUUCUGAUGCUGAAGAUGUAGGUAAAGGAAAGUAUUUAGACGUCCUGAGUGGAGAUUUUGUAUCAGACAUCAAAAGAAUUAUUGUGAAAUGUAUGGAGGACAAAAAACAACAUGCAAAAAUGUUGAUGGCUGAUGACUCACUUUUAGAAGAAGUUGGUCACCAUGCAAAUUUUGAAGUUUUGAAAACCACAGAUUUCUGUGGACGAGAACAAUUGAUUGGCGAAAUAUCUGAUCUCAUUAACGAUCCGCACAAUCAGCAUCCCAUAGUAUUGGUUGGAAGUUCUGGGAGUGGAAAAACAUCACUCAUGGCAAAAUUAGUCGAGAAAGAACGAAAUCGUUCAUCGGAAUCUUUCGUUGUAUACCGGUUCCUAGGGACUUCACCAGAUUCAUCUAACAUCCAUAAAUUGCUUACGAGUCUGAUAUUGCAAAUAUCCACAGCAUAUGGAGAAGAUUUACCACCGUCAUUCAGGCUUCAAAACUUUGCCGAUGUUGUCGAGUUAUUUUCCAAGCUUUUAAAGGACAUUUCCAAACUUAUAGAGAAAAACAAUGACAGCCGAACAUUGACGAUAUUUUUAGAUUCUAUAGAUCAAUUAUCAAUUGAAGACGGUGCUCACAGGAUGACAUGGUUGCCAAAGAUCAUUUCAGGGAAUGUAAGAGUUGUAAUAUCUUCACUCCCAGAGCCGGACUUUGAAAUCGUUCCAACAAUGAGGAAAUAUGUUCCUGAAUCAAACAUGAAGAACGUUAACAGCUUAAAUGUUGAAACAGCAAAGGAAAUUUUGCAGAAAUGUCUUGGGAAUGUCAAUCGAUGCCUUACGGAAACACAAACCAAAAUAAUUUUAUCUGCGUUUGAGAAAUCACCCUUUCCUUUGUUUUUAAAGCUUAUGGUAGAAGAAGCUAAAAAGUGGCGCUCACACGACAAUGUUGAUGACCUUGUUCUGGCAGAAACGUCACGAGAGGCAAUUUCCAAUUUUUAUGACAGACUGGAGAAAGAUCAUGGAAAAAUGUUUGCAUCUCGGGCGCUUGGAUAUCUUGUCGCAGCGAGGGAUGGGGUAACAGAAAAUGAGUUACAGGAUCUUCUUUCUCUCGACGACGAAGUUAUGCACGACGUCUACCAGUACUGGUCCCCUCCUUCACAAGACGUAGCUAGGAUUCCUGCCUUCACUUGGACCCGACUCUAUUAUGAUCUUGGGGAAUAUAUAGUGCAGAGACAAGCUACAGGACAUACUGUAUUAGCCCUAUAUCAUCGGCAAUUUAUAGAAGUCGCAAGACAAAGAUAUUUGCAAGAAGAUGAUUCCGUGAAAGUUUAUAAAGUUUUAAGUGAAUAUUUUUCCAACAAGUAUGGUGAAGGACAAAAGAAAAGCUUGGCGCUGAAAAUGUGGGACAGACCCAAAGAAGUCGACAGGAGAGUUGCAAAUCAGCCUCUUCAGUUUUCCAACGCUGUAUUCAACGUGAGAAAGAUGCGAGAACUUCCUUACUGUCUUCUUCAAGCUGGAUUAUGGGAUGAAUUGAGAGAAAAUGUUUUGGCAAAUUCUCGCUGGUUGAAGACAAAAAUUAAAGCAUUUUCUAUAAAAGAAGCGAUAGAAGAUUUUGAUCUUGCUUUGAAACAGCAAUCCGAUACUGAAACAAGGUUAAUCAGAGAUGCUAUUAAACUUGCUAAACCAACAUUGGAAUUCCCAGCUGGAGUGAGAAAUCAUCUGUUUGCUGAAUUGUUUUGUCGAUUAAAAUAUUUCUCGGAUGAAUUUCCACAAUUUCUUGGAAAGCUAGUCAACAAAUGUUAUAACUCACUGAAAGAUGACAACGAUGAAGUCCUCUUGCCAUUGAAUGGGUAUUUUCAACCUCCAGGUGGACCACUGCGUACCACGAUCACCGGUUUUCAGACUCCAGUAACACAGGUCAAAUUUUCUUCCGUGGAAAGUAUUUUUGCUGCUGGAUCUUCGAAUGGUUCUUUGAUGGUUUGGGAUACAAAAAACGACGAGGUUGUGCACAGGAUUGACGCUCAUUCAGACGCUGUUCUUUACAUUGCUUUUACAGAAGUAAAAGGGAACAAUAAAGUAGCGACAUGCUCAAAAGAUAAAAUGGUGAAAAUGUUUUAUUUGGAUAAUGGAAAUCAGUGUUUUGAAGCGAUUAUGCCACAACUGGAGACAACGAUUCAUGCUAAACUACAUUUGACUGCAAAUAAGAUUGUUUGCGUGUCAGAUCAUUUGUUGCAAUGUUGGGAUUCAAUCACAAAAGAAUCGAAAUUAUUGAUCAGUAUUGACAAUUGUGUUUCUGCUUCUACAAGUUUUAUCUCUACCGAUCGUAACAUGGUCAUCGUUGGACAAGAAACCGGCAAAUGUGUUGGAUUUGACGUUGAGACAGGUCAAGAAACAGGAUCGAUGGCACAUCCAUCGGACUCAUCCACUCCAAUAUCAUCUAUAAUUGACUUGCAACCUGAAACUAAUAAUAUUCUCGCUGUAUGGGAAGAUGGCUCUUUAUCAUCAUUGCUUGCCAGAACAUUUGAAAUCGUAAGCACUACGUCUAGCAAAAACGCUAACGUGAUCGAUUGUGACCGAUCACGUGAUGGAUUCUCAAUAUCAAUUUCGUUUUCAAAUGCAGUGGAAGUUUACAUUGUCAAAGAUGGUCAAAUAAAGUUAACCCACAGUGUAAAUGAUCAUCAUGAUGCCAUUACAAAGGCUAGAUUUGUCGACGAACAUACCCUGGCAAUUGCUUACGCUACGAAGAAAGUUGUUCUAUGGAAGCUAAGAGAUGGAAAUCAGUCACAAAUAAUUAAUACUUGGGAAGGUACAGGAGCUUCGAUCGAUCACCUUGAGAUUGGGGAACGUGUGGGAGUUACAGCUUCUUCCCAAAUGUUUUAUCUUAAACUAUGGGAUCUACGCACAGAAGAUGUUAUACCACCGCAUCCUAGCUUGCAACUUGAGGAAACAACAAACACACUGAGUUCGGAUGGAAAAUAUAUAACUUAUGAAAAAGAUGGAAAAGUGGUCACACAAUGCAUUGAAGACGUUAAUAAUAUAAAAGAAUCAAAUGAAAACAUUCAGAUUAUACCCGGCUUAGACUCUCAUGCUGUCAAAUCAGUGAAAUUCUCUAACCAAGGCCAAAGUGUAAUUGUUUUGCAAAUGAAUGGAAAAGUCAUGAAGUUUGGCAAUGAUAUUUCAUUCAUGAAUGAAGAUACUAAGGAUUUGCCAAAUUGUCCUAAAAUGGAGGAACAAUCAAGUUUUUUUGAGGAAGGAAUCCACGUUAUCCUAAUUUUUAUUCCGAAAGAUGAAAAAUACAUUGGAGCUGUCAUUAAAUCUUCUGACGAAAAGACCGCUUCUAGCAUUCUCUUACUAAAUGCUGAUGAUUUGACAAUAUCCAGACGAAUAAGCUUGAGCAAAGCCAAAGAAAAUGGCAACGUUACAGCGAUACGUGCGAUAGAAAAUGCUAUUAUUCUUGGAACUAGUACUGGAUGUCUUUUUCUUUACUCUAAAAAUAACGAAGGGCAAUAUCGUGAAAGUGGGGCGUUUUCGAGUCACCAGAAUUCUAUUACCUGUAUAGCUGUGAGCAACAAUGAUAACCUCCUAUUUUCUGGAUCAACGGGACGAGUUCGACGAAUAUGGACGUUGAAGAAUGGUAUCGCAAAGGUAAAGCAUGAACUACGUUUUGAAUCAUUGCUUGAGAGUGGAGUCACUUGUGCACAAUUUUCUCCUGGUGAUAAUUAUCUUUUCACGGGAUCAAAGGAACGUUCGAUUACUAUUUGGGACACGGAAACAGGAGAACUUCUUGGGGCUCACUAUGUGUAUGCACCAGUGCUUGACCUUGUUAUAACCACCGACAGAAGACUGGUAUUCACAUCAGAGUUAGGAUAUAUAGCGAUGGCGAAAUUCCGACCUCCGAAUGAAAGUAGACGUUCAUAUGUAAAAUCAAGCAAAAGUCAUUUGUCAAACAGAUCGUCCACAUGCAUUUUAAUGUAAUACUGCAAAUUUUCUUCAUAUAUACAUAAACUAUAGCAUAGCGUACACUGUGAAAUAUGUAGAUUACAAAUAUUUAUGUAAAUUCUAAUGUAAUACCACCAAACGUAGUUGCAUGAAAUGUAACAUGCUGAAUUCACGGAGAUUCGUUUUUAUGUACACUGUGAAAAAUGUAGUUAAUUUGUGCUGUUUUAUUUGUAACAAAAGUAGAAAAACAUGCUAAAUUUUAAGCAGGGUUAAAAGUAAAUCACGCAUUCUUUUCAGUAGCAUAUUAUUCAAACUUGGUCAGAGUCUCAUUCGAAGAGAAUAUGUCGAACACAGAAUAAAAGAGAUGAAUUAUUCUCAGAGACUAAGUCUAGAUUCUAGAAUAUAUAUGCUAGAAAAUAAUCUGGGUAAAUUGCAGAAUGACCAAUGGCUAUUUUGCGUAAUUCGUGAUCAACCAGCGCCACGACGUCGGAGAAAUGUUUAAUCAAGUCCGUUCCAUACGACUUCAAGCUGUUUUGGUUCAUAAUUUCGACUGGCGGGUUUUACCUUUGAAAUUUAAACGCUGGUGCCAAGUCUAACAUCAGCAAAAAUCAAACUUGCAUCACCAGAGAUAUAUUCAACAAACCCUGGAAGUUAGCUUAAUUUUAUUUUUAAUUUAUUUCACUUAUAAUAAUAUCCUAAAAAAUAUUUUCGAGCAAAUAAACAGUGUUUUAUACGAUUUAACUUACAUCGUAUCUCGUAACAAAUUUAGAGCAAAGAAUACUAGUUUGAAUGCUUAGGCAUCCCCCUGGUUUGACGAUUGAAGAUUUCUGGCACAAUUUUAGAAGUAUAAAACGUGGAUUGUAGAACAUAAUGCUGGGAAUAAAAAUGAUAAUGGAUACUGUGUCUCAAGUAUGCAAGUAAAUUAAAGAUUAUUGA
This is a messenger RNA of Styela clava, 5808 nucleotides long. RefSeq names its product NACHT domain- and WD repeat-containing protein 1-like. The record is from RefSeq and is a predicted model, not a curated record. NCBI's taxonomy places the organism in Eukaryota, Metazoa, Chordata, Ascidiacea, Stolidobranchia, Styelidae. Gene Ontology annotation, molecular function: protein binding.